AUGCAGAUCAUCCGCAUACUGCGGAGCAACAGCAUCGAGGGGUUGAGUGUGCCGUCGUUUGAGAUGGAGUGUGUGGGCUACACUGUCUCGCUGCUCUUCUGCUGGACGCGCCGCGUACCCUUCAGUGCUUAUGGCGAGCUCUUUUUCCUCGUUCUCCAGUCCCUCAUUCUCAUGCUGCUGAUUUAUUACUAUUCCCCACGGCUGGGCCGCCAGAGAUAUUUAAGGACCGGCAUCUACAUGGGCAUGGUGGCGCUCCUCAUGUCGCCAGCCAUGCGCCCCGGCUGGUUCGAAGCGCUCUAUAACGGGCAAACAGCUCUCUUCACACUCUCGAGACUACCGCAGAUGUGGCAAAACUUUGUAGCAUCCAGCACGGGUCAGCUGAGUCUCACCACCAGUGCCAUGAGCGCAGCAGGGUGUGCGGCCCGAUUCUUCACCAGCAUCCAAGAGAGAGCGCCUUUCAGCACAACCAACCGACAGCUGGGCUGUCUGACUGUCUCUACCCUUUACACUUGUCCGCUCGCAGUGGUGAUAGCGAGCAUGGCUGGCUUCCUGGUUCACGGGGUGCUGCUGGCUCAGAUCCUCGCUUACAGCAAGUCAACAGUCAAAGCAUGA
This is a messenger RNA of Closterium sp. Naga37s-1, 612 nucleotides long. The record is from the annotation of a GenBank genome assembly. NCBI's taxonomy places the organism in Eukaryota, Viridiplantae, Streptophyta, Zygnematophyceae, Desmidiales, Closteriaceae.